ACUGCGUCCGUCGCGUCUCUCGGGACAACGUGGGGCACCUCCCUCUCGGAGCGCCGGAGCGGUUAAUUGGAUCCGGGAGGGAGGGGGCAUGGCCGCCGUCGGAAGGGACCAAUGGACACCCUAGGAGGUCCUAUAUGCAAAUAUGAGGGCGGUGCCAACCCGCAAUGCAGAGGAGCGCGGGUUGGGGCGCGGAGGUCUGGCAGCCAAUGGGAGCGCGGCUCCAGGCGGCCCCGCGGGGGCUGCAGGUGCCCCUGCCGGCGAUUCGGGCCGCGCCGCCAGGGCGAGACCGGGUAGUAGGAGCCGCGGGGAGGGCUGGGAUUUCCCCAGAGCCUCGGCCCAGGCCAGGAAAAUUCUCCAGCGCCUGACCUUGCAAGGCGAGGAAGGGGCUGCCUGCAAAGACAGGGAGGACGGCGCGGUGGAGGAUCUCAAGGAAAUCAUGACCCUGGCCUUCAUGAGGGAGAACUCACAGAAGGGGCUGCAGAGCACCCAGCCGCACAAGAAGAGGAGGAGGAAAAAGAGAUUGGUGAUCAAUCUAUCCAGCUGCCGGUACGAGAGCGUGCGCAGGGCGGCCCAGCAGUAUGGGCUCCGAGAGGGGGGCGAGGACGACGACUGGACUCUCUACUGGACGGACUACUCCGUGUCCCUGGAGCGGGUGAUGGAAAUGAAGAGCUACCAGAAAAUCAAUCACUUCCCUGGGAUGAGCGAAAUCUGCCGCAAGGACCUGCUGGCCAGGAACAUGAGCCGCAUGUUGAAGAUGUUCCCGAAGGACUUCCACUUCUUCCCCAGGACCUGGUGUCUCCCCGCUGACUGGGGAGGCCUGCAGACCUACAGCAGGGCCCGGAAAAAUAAGACGUACAUUUGCAAGCCGGACUCGGGCUGCCAAGGGCGAGGGAUAUUCAUCACCCGGACGGUGAAGGAAAUCAAGCCCGGGGAAGAUAUGAUCUGUCAGCUCUACAUUUCAAAGCCCUUUAUCAUUGACGGGUUCAAGUUUGACCUACGGAUUUAUGUGCUAGUGACGUCCUGUGACCCCCUCAGGAUUUUCGUGUACAACGAAGGCCUGGCCCGCUUUGCCACUACCUCCUACUCUCACCCUUGUGCAGACAACCUGGACGAUACCUGCAUGCACCUGACUAAUUAUUCCAUUAAUAAGCACAGUUCAAACUUCAUUCAAGACGCUCACUCGGGCAGCAAGAGGAAGCUGUCGGCCUUCAACGUCUACAUGGAGAGCCACGGCUACGAUGUGCCGCAGAUCUGGAGGGCCAUCGAGGACCUCAUCAUCAAGACGCUCAUCGCCGCCCACCCGGUCAUCAAGCACAACUACCAGACCUGCUUCCCCAGCCACACGCUCAACAGCGCCUGCUUUGAGAUCCUGGGCUUCGACAUCCUGCUGGACUGCAAGCUCAAGCCCUGGCUGCUGGAGGUCAACCACUCUCCAAGCUUCUCCACUGACACCCGGUUGGACAGGGAGGUGAAGGACAGGCUGCUGUAUGACACCCUGGUUCUCAUCAACCUGGGCAGCUGUGACAAAAAGAAAGUCCUGGAGGAGGAGAGACAGCGGGGCCGGUUCCUGCAGCAGUGUCGUUCUCGGGAGGUCAGGAUGGAGGAGGCCAAGGGGUUCCAGGCUGCCCGGCUGCAGAAAACCGAGAAAUACGAGAGGGAAAACUGCGGCGGGUUCCGGCUGAUUUACCCCAGCCCGAACCUGGAGAAGUACGAGAAGUUUUUCCAGGACAACACCUCGCUCUUCCAGAACACGGCUGCCUCCCGGGCUCGGGAGGGCUGUGCCCGGCAGCUGAUCCAGGAGCUGAGACUGCGGCAGGAGAAAAAGCCCUUCCAGACGCGGGAGAAGAAGGCAGAGCUGCAGGGGGAGGCGGCAGGCGAGCAGCAGAGGGUCAAGAGCUCCAGGCCGCGGCGACUUCCCCAGCGGCAGAAAUGCAAGGCGGCCACGCAUGUGCAGGGCCACAGACAAUGCUUCCAGCCGCUGGCGCUGGUGUCCUGCACGCCUGGCUUGCUCUUGGGCGUCAGAGACAGAGAGAGGAAUGAAAGGGACGGUGGCUUCAGCCCAGAGGGCCCCGAGGAGGGGGCUGAGCCCCUGUGCGCGAGGCCCUGCACCUCCGAGCUGGACCUGAGGAGUCCCCGUCACGUCGGCUGUGGGCUGCCGCGCCGUGCGCCCCGUGCCGACAUCGAGGCCGCGACGGCCCCUGCCACCAGCACAGCCGCCAGCGCCGCGCCCUUGACCUCUGUAGAAAUUUCCCCAGAGUCCACAGCGUGGGUCUCAGCCUCUCCAGAGUCCCUGCCUCACCCAGCCCCGACCACCACCUCCAAACACGGCAGCCCGGCGGUGGUCAGGGUCGUCUCCUUUCAAUGCAAGCAGCAGCAGCAGCAGCAGCAGCAGCAGCAGCAGCAACAGCAGCAGCAGCAGACCCCCCAGCAACUCACCAAAGAGAAGACAGCACAACCUUCUGCACCUCUGAUGUCCCAGCUCUUUAUGCAGAAUUUGACUCCCGACUGGACCUGGCUGAAGAACAACACGCAGGAGCAGUGCUUGGUGUCAGAGCUGCUGAGCAACAUUCAGCUGAAGAGGAGGCUGGCCCUGUUCCCUGCUCACUGCAACCCGCGGCUGCUGCUGAGUGCCCAGCCCCAGGAGUGCCCAUACAUGCUGGGGUCUGGCAGGAGCCCAGGAAACCCCUCCCUGCCCGAGGAGUGCCGCUCUGGCAGCCGCAGCUCUGCCGAGAAGAGGCAGCUGGACGUGUCCCCCCUCCUCCUCCUGGAGAGUCCCCAGAAUCACAACGUGUCCCUCAAGGACCUCCUGGUGGUUGCCACCCCAGCCCGCCUAGGCCGGAGGCCGGGCAGAAGCCAUGCAGGGGUUGUGAGGGACCUGUGUGUGCAGGGUCGGGCCACCUGCAGCCACUGCCUGGUCUCUGGCCACAGAGGAUGCAGUGGAAACUAGAAUCAGAUUGGAUCUCUGUCAUCGUUCUUCCUUUCCUACCUCUGACUCCGAGGAAGUGAUGUGUCUUUUCCCACAGCGUCUGCAGUGUCUGGAGAAUCAACUAAAAGUUUCAUUUGCUCACUUAGAAACCCUGGUCUGAUCGAUAGCUCGCGUUAGCAUCACGGAAGCCCACAGCCUCCCAGUUUGACCACGGUGCUGCCCUGGGGCCACAUCCCAGCUGCCUAAGCUGUGGCGCCAUUACCCUGGACGCUCCCCCAGCCGCAGCAGCUGUCCAAAGCCCUCAGCCCACCGACAGCCCACGCAGCUGGUCUUCGUCUCUAACGAUAAACGACAGGGAUGGGGCUGUGAGCCUCUGGGACCGUUGCAAGCCCAUCACUUCAAGGUCAGACCUCUUCCCGCCACAGCCAGCCCGAAGGCCUGAGCCUCCGCACCCAAACAUCUGCCUGCGGCCUCCCCUUCUGGCCUGCCUCAGUCUCUCUGCAAAAGGCAGAGGGGACGCAGAUGGACCCAGCCUGCAGAUAUGACCCAGCCAGUGCUAUGUAGAAAUGAUAUUCCUUCCUCUCGCAUGUAUGUUAAUAAAAUAAACUGCCAUGCUCAA
Molecule: messenger RNA, 3545 nt
Organism: Chinchilla lanigera (long-tailed chinchilla)
Lineage: Eukaryota; Metazoa; Chordata; Mammalia; Rodentia; Chinchillidae
Gene: Ttll6
Product: tubulin tyrosine ligase-like family member 6
Exons: 16
Coding region: 143-2947 (934 amino acids)
Biological process (GO): protein polyglutamylation; microtubule cytoskeleton organization
Cellular component (GO): cilium
Molecular function (GO): tubulin binding; tubulin-glutamic acid ligase activity
Source: RefSeq, a predicted model, not a curated record